AGGAUUACUGUGCGCUCUCAUAAGCCCUGAUUAUAGAAGGUCAUGAAGCUUCAGCUCGCGAGCCGUUAGCAUUUAGCUAGCUCAUCCAUCGACUCUACAUCUCCGCGAGCAGGUUCAUUCAUCCGCCAAAAAUGGAGUGGGCAAGUCAACUAUGUGAGAACCGAGGCUUGGGAUCCAAGAUGACAGACUCCAAAUAUUUCACCACUACCAAGAAAGGGGAGAUCUUUGAGUUGAAGGCAGAGCUCAAUAGUGAUAAGAAAGAGAAGAAAAAGGAGGCAGUGAAGAAGGUCAUUGCGUCUAUGACAGUGGGAAAAGAUGUCAGUGCUCUGUUUCCUGAUGUUGUCAACUGCAUGCAGACGGAUAAUCUGGAGCUGAAAAAGCUGGUUUAUCUGUAUUUGAUGAAUUAUGCCAAGAGCCAACCAGACAUGGCCAUUAUGGCAGUGAACACCUUUGUAAAGGACUGUGAGGACCCAAACCCUCUGAUCCGUGCGCUGGCUGUGCGCACCAUGGGCUGCAUCCGAGUGGACAAGAUCACGGAGUACCUGUGUGAACCUCUGAGGAAGUGUCUGAAAGAUGAAGACCCCUAUGUGAGGAAGACUGCUGCAGUUUGUGUUGCUAAGCUCCAUGACAUUAACGCCCAGCUGGUGGAAGACCAGGGCUUCCUGGACACCCUAAAAGACCUGAUCUCUGACUCAAACCCCAUGGUGGUAGCAAAUGCAGUUGCGGCUCUGUCCGAGAUAGCAGAAUCUCAUCCUAACAGCAACCUUCUGGACCUGAAUCCUCAGACCAUUAAUAAGCUUCUGACAGCCCUUAAUGAAUGCACUGAAUGGGGUCAGAUCUUCAUCCUCGACUGCCUGGCCAACUACACACCCCGUGACGACCGCGAGUCACAGAGUAUCUGUGAGCGUGUAACUCCACGGUUGUCCCACGCCAACUCUGCCGUGGUGCUGUCUGCCGUGAAGGUUCUGAUGAAGUUCAUGGAGAUGCUUCCUAAAGAUCUAGAUUAUUACGGCACCCUGCUAAAGAAACUUGCUCCUCCCUUGGUCACGCUCCUCUCAGCUGAACCUGAACUGCAGUAUGUUGCCCUAAGGAACAUCAACCUCAUCGUACAGAAACGGCCUGAAAUUCUAAAGCAUGAAAUGAAGGUAUUCUUUGUGAAAUAUAAUGAUCCGAUCUAUGUCAAGCUGGAGAAGCUGGAUAUCAUGAUCCGCCUUGCGUCUCAGGCCAACAUUGCUCAGGUGCUGGCUGAGCUGAAGGAAUACGCCACUGAAGUGGACGUAGACUUUGUGCGUAAAGCUGUACGAGCCAUUGGCCGCUGCGCUAUUAAAGUAGAGCAAUCAGCAGAGCGUUGUGUCAGCACGCUGCUUGACCUCAUUCAGACCAAGGUCAAUUAUGUGGUGCAGGAAGCUAUUGUGGUCAUCAAGGACAUCUUCCGAAAGUACCCCAACAAGUACGAGAGCGUGAUUGCCACCCUGUGUGAGAACCUCGACUCUCUGGAUGAGCCUGAGGCCCGGGCAGCAAUGAUCUGGAUUGUGGGAGAGUACGCAGAGAGGAUUGACAAUGCUGACGAGCUGCUGGAGAGCUUCCUGGAAGGCUUUCAUGAUGAGAGCACACAGGUGCAGUUGCAGUUGCUGACAGCUAUUGUGAAGUUGUUCUUGAAGAAACCCACCGAGACCCAGGAGCUGGUGCAACAAGUGCUCAGUCUCGCCACACAGGAUUCUGAUAACCCUGAUCUGCGCGACCGUGGCUACAUCUACUGGCGUCUGUUAUCUACAGACCCUGUGGCAGCUAAAGAGGUGGUGCUGGCUGAGAAGCCUCUGAUCUCAGAGGAGACAGACCUGAUUGAGCCCACCCUGCUGGAGGAGCUCAUCUGCCACAUUGGUACUCUGGCCUCAGUCUACCACAAACCCCCCAGUGCUUUUGUGGAGGGCAGCCGUGGCGUUCAGCAUAGGAGACUUCCUCCUCGUGUUGGCUCUGUUGAGAGUGCUGAGAGCCCUGAUGUUGGCCAGUCUGGACCUUCUGAAGCUCCAUCCGCUGUCAUUCCAUCACAGGGUGAUCUCCUGGGUGACCUGCUGAACCUGGAUCUGGCCCCGCCCACUGCCACUGUCCCUUCAGUGCAGCCCUCAAUGCAGAUGGGAGCCAUGGACCUACUGGGAGGAGGUCUGGAUAGUCUGAUGGGCGAUGAAUCAGAUACGCCGGGUGUUUCCCACAGGACAGAGGUGCAUUCUCCCCAGCCAUCUUCUGAUUAUAGUGAGAGAGAGGUCGGUGUGGGUGUUCUCACCUUUUGAGUUCAUCCUUAAAGUCUGUACUGAUCUUAGUCUAGUCCCUGUUGCCCAACAUAAACUACGGUAGUCUCU
Messenger RNA from Pimephales promelas (fathead minnow), 2357 nucleotides. NCBI's taxonomy places the organism in Eukaryota, Metazoa, Chordata, Actinopteri, Cypriniformes, Leuciscidae. The record is from RefSeq and is a predicted model, not a curated record.